UUGAAGAGUUUGAGAUGAUCAGACCACAAACAAAGCAAGUCAAUGGCAACAAACAACAGUUGGAACCUUUUCCAGUCCAGGAUGAAGAUUUUGCUGUUGUUUAUUCUCACAUUCUCAGGGCUUUCUGUUCUGUCUACAAACUUCUUCAGAAAGUACCACUAUGUGAACAUCCCAAAGACUUGGGCUGAAGCUCAGGCGUAUUGCAGAGAUGUGUACGCUGACCUGGCUACCAUAGACAGCCAAGCAGGCAACAACAGGCUGCUAGGUGGAAUCCAGGAUCCUGGAAAACAAGCAUGGAUCGGGCUUUUUGAUGACGCAGUCUGGUGGAAAUGGACGCUGGGAGAUGUAUACUUUAAUAUUAAUGAAAAUUUCAGCAACUGGAAACCCGGUGAGCCUAAUAAUGAAGACUCCAAUCAGAGCUGUGUGGUGAUGCAGUUUGAUGGGCUGUGGCGUGAUGAAAACUGUGACACAGAUCGUCCUUCAGUUUGCUUUAAUGAACAAGGUCCACCCAAGUACUACUUAAUGAAAACUUUCAUGACUUGGGGCAAUUCUCUGGAUUACUGUAGGUCCAACUACACUGAUCUUGCCAGAGUAUUGACCAUGUCUGAAGUGAAUGAAAUCUAUCCUCCACUGGGACGAAACCACUGGAUCGGUCUCCACAGGAAUCUCUGGUCUAACUGGUCUGACCAGAGCCCUGUGACCUUCACAAACUGGAACAACAGUAAACCUGACAACCAAGACAAAACCAUGACUUCAUGUGCAGCACUCAACACAACCACAGGAACGUGGUAUGAUCAUGACUGUGAUAAAAAGCACGAGUUUAUCUGUCAAACUCUGAUUCCACCGAGGAGUAGAAUCAAGAUGAAGUUCCAGUCUGAGGCCGACCUGAGUGAUCCUGACAUUCAGCAGCAGAUUUUAGAACAGCUGCAUGCAAAGUUGAAGACCAAUGGUAUAACAGAUUUUACACUCCGCUGGAUUGAUGCAGACGGGCAAACUUUUCGCAAGGAACAAAGCAAGAAAAAAGGUUGAAGAAAACAGGGCUGGUGAUUUGCAACAGAAAUUAUUAACAUCCCUUAAGUAAUAAUAAUUAAAAACAAAACACACAGAUUCUCUGUUUUACUUCCAUGAUCCUUAGCUUAGUGUAUUUAGCAAGGAACUGUGAUUGACUGUAUGAUAAACAUCAGAAAAUCAGUUGUCUUUCUUACCAUAAAUGGCUCAACAUUUCCUUUUUUAUUUUUCUUCAGAAAAUCUCCUUUUUGUGUGUAUUUCUUUAUCAAAGAUUGAACAUGAAAAAUAACUGGUGGCUUUUAAUAAAAUACAUAAAACACAUUGAAAGGAAGAUAAUUUAUUUACCUUAUAUAACAUAUUUUCACUUUUUGAUAAUUUGUGUUAGCUUUCAUAUAUAUAUGUGGUUCAUAACACCAGGCGUAGCAGUACAAAUAUAUAAUAGCAUUGUUUGAAACCAGAAUGUUUUUUUUUCCUUUUUUUUUUCCAGAAGAAUGUUCUUAUUUUAUGUUAAGUUUAAAGUAAUACAUUUGUGUGAGAUUUUUGCAAUAAAAACUCAUAACUAGCUUCCUUAGUAAUUUCACCCACAACACACUAGUCUACUUAAGCUUGAUUUUUCAUGGAUAUUUUUUAUUGUGCUGUUUGCUGUUGAAAUUGUUUAAAUUGCAGUCUGCCUGUGAUACAACAUUUUACUGUUGUUUAAAAGUAGUUUGUGAAAUAUAAAUAAAAGUUAUA
This is a messenger RNA of Melanotaenia boesemani (Boeseman's rainbowfish), 1740 nucleotides long. Its product is annotated as C-type mannose receptor 2-like. Bases 43 to 1029 code for a protein of 328 amino acids. The record is from RefSeq and is a predicted model, not a curated record. NCBI's taxonomy places the organism in Eukaryota, Metazoa, Chordata, Actinopteri, Atheriniformes, Melanotaeniidae. The transcript is spliced from 6 exons.